AUGCCUCAAAUAUUAAACGAUAAUGAACAAAAAGGGGACAAAUCAAACAAAAAACAUGGUGAUAAAAAACGGAAUCUUGCUAUGGUUUGUUUAGCAAUACUUUCUGGUAGUUCAAUGCUAUCUUGUUUUGUUUUUACUAUUUCAUUGAUCUAUAUGUUGGGAUAUAAAUGGGCGAUUAUAGCUGGACAAAUCGGUAUACUUAUCUAUACUGCUGCUAAUAUGUAUCCAAAAGCAGUACUGUUAUAUCCAGGUAAGUAUAUUUCAAAUAAAUCCACUGUUAAACAUAUGUUUGUAUUUGGUGGCAAUAAUUCAGAUAUUCAAAGUUGUAUUACAUGUACUAUCGGUAUUCAAUAUAUUGGCCUUGUUAUGGUUUCAUAUGGUAUUACAGGUUGUAUUUCCAGUAUGAAUCGCAAUGAUAUGUUAUAUAAUUAUCGAAUAUCAAAUCGUGAGAAUGAUAAUGAAUCACAAGCAAAAGUUCUUACUCAAUUAGUAUUCGAUUAUAAUAGUGAACAUUUUGCAGAACUAUAA
Molecule: messenger RNA, 528 nt
Organism: Adineta steineri
Lineage: Eukaryota; Metazoa; Rotifera; Eurotatoria; Adinetida; Adinetidae
Source: the annotation of a GenBank genome assembly